Planococcus citri (citrus mealybug) is the source of this 1291-nucleotide messenger RNA. RefSeq lists its product as uncharacterized. The transcript has 6 exons. The coding region runs from base 103 to 1119 and encodes 338 amino acids. The record is from RefSeq and is a predicted model, not a curated record. NCBI's taxonomy places the organism in Eukaryota, Metazoa, Arthropoda, Insecta, Hemiptera, Pseudococcidae.
UCGAUGAAAACAUUGAAAACAAGAGAGAAGUUCAAUGGAAAUUGGAAGUUCACUAGUGUGUAAUAAAUAUCGUGUGGUUCUUUAAUCCGUUAAUUGUUUGCCAUGAAUUUAGUUAAAUUAUAUGGAGUAAAUCUGUACAAAAAUGGUUUCGGAACUACGUUAAGCAGUCGGAUCAUUAAUACCGAAGUACGCUUAUUAGAUAAAAGCUAUGAAAUACUUCGAGUUACACGUCCUGAUACUGGUUAUAGAUAUGGAGUUUUGCAAAAUGAAGAGCGUUUUACGCGUUCUAAUAAAUAUACUGAAAAAGACGCUCCUUUGUUUUCCGGUGUAGGAGAUUUCUUGAAGAUACUCGUAAAUAGUAAUUCUAUUUUGCAUGCUGGCUCCUCAUCGUUGAUGUUUCAUUCAUUAAAUUCGUUUAGUCCCUUCUCAACAGCCCGUCGUUUUCGCGCGGAUUCAAAGCAGUGCGUUAAUUAUUUCACCUAUAGAUUAUAUUGCACGAAACCGACUGAUACAGAGGCGAAUACUGAAAACGAGCCUAAUACAGCCAAGAAUGGUAUGCAUGAUGAUGUGAUUAACGGCGUCGAGUGUAAUACACAGGUGCAGGUCGAAUAUUUUGAAUGUUCCGCACGUGUCAAGAUUCCAUCGUGGGAACGCAGCCAUGCAGCUGCCCUGGUUCAUAUCGGUAAACUACAAUCACACUUGGACACCGCUUUGCUUUUGAGAUAUCAGUGUACGGCGCGUGCAGAACUCGAUCGUCUGGAGACCAAGUACGGUCUCGGAGUAAGACUGAAUUGGAAAAAAAUUGAUAUUCUCAAGGAUCCGGUUGACAAAGCGAAAGAAAUCCGUGUCCAACGUUGGCUUCACAUUGGAAAUGUGAAAGAAAUACAGAAGAACGAAGAAUUUUAUUCCAAGUUACUAAACCAAAAGUAUACCGUCGAACAAAUAGCCACAAUCAUGGCAGAGGCGUAUCACCAAUUGUCAGUUUCGAUUAAAACAAUCGCGUUGGGUGGACGUGUAAACAAAUUUAAAAAUUAUCAUUUAACCGAGGAUUUGAACGUUAAUAAAGUAUUGGAUAUACUUAUUGAAAAAUACGAUUUUAAACAUGGCACGUUCGAGUGAAUUAGUUUACGAAUUUGUAUAUCGCGAAUUUUUCUUUUUAAAAGUGGAAGUUUUAUUCUCAAACUCGAAAGAGCAAAUAUUUUUCUGAAAAAAUUUACGUAAUUAAAGGAAAUACGCGACAUUAUGAAUCAUGUUAUUAAUCCUUUAUAAAAUAAAUACUGUUUUUCACGUC